Molecule: messenger RNA, 2547 nt
Organism: Aureobasidium pullulans EXF-150
Lineage: Eukaryota; Fungi; Ascomycota; Dothideomycetes; Dothideales; Saccotheciaceae
Exons: 2
Coding region: 1-2547 (848 amino acids)
Source: RefSeq, a predicted model, not a curated record
AUGUCUGGCGCAGCAACUCCUUAUGGAUCAAGACCGGUAUCCGUCUUCCCUGAGGGAGAUUUCCGUAACAACGCAAAGGAGGAGAUCAACGACAUUAAGUGUGACAUGAUGGUCAACCACCUUUACAGUCAACAAAUGGAAUUGCUCUGGACUGCCGGUGGCCACGAUGAGGGUGCUCUUCUCAAGAAGUCAAGAGGACAGUAUGCCUGCUGCCCUUCAGAUCUUGAGAGCGAGCCCAACGGUUUCUUCAAGGCUAUCCAGACUCUUAACGUUAGAAGUGCCAUGACCGUCAACACUCGUGUUAUCAAGCUCUUCCUCCACGGAAACGACCGUGCCUUCAUCCCCUUGAAGAGCGGUCUCCGUCUCCAAGUCCUCCCUGAUAUCUCAUACCUCCCUCGCUGCGCUAAGCAUCAGUUCGCCGCGUUCAUCGCCGACCGUGGAAUUCUCGUUGUCUGGGACGAUGAGCCUAGACAUCUCAUCAAGCGCGCUGAGGAUAUUGAAAAGGCCCUCAUGAAGAUGAUUUGGCCUCAAGAAGGCGAGGAAGAAGAGGAGGUCUCGGAGAAGGAGAAGUCUGCCGAGGUCAACGUUGACGAAAUUAGCAUGGACAGCGAAGAAGCAGGUGCCCUCGAGAAGCCUCGUCGCAUCGUCCUCACCCAGGCCAUUACUGGUGCCAUGACUCUCUGUCUGCUCAUUGUCGUUAUGGCUACUGGUUGGCGCAAAAUUGCUCUGGAAAUCGGCACCGACAACAACUACAUUCGCAUUGCCUUUGUCCUCUGUGUCAUCCCGCAAGCCUGGCUGUCGCUUUUCUUCUACCAAGCCGUCGUCAACAACAUCUGGCAGCUGUUUGGUCCCAUCUCUCAGUUGUCGUCAAACACCAAGUUCUACUCCGGUCUUCCCCCCAAGAGACUCAACGCUGAUCUUACCACUCUUCCCCACAUCACCAUUCAAUGUCCUGUCUACAAGGAGGGUCUCCAGGCCGUCAUUGAGCCCACUGUUCACUCUAUCAAGGCUGCUAUUUCCACCUACGAAAUGCAAGGCGGUACUGCCAACAUCUUCGUCAACGACGACGGUAUGCAGUUGAUCUCCGAAGAGGAAGCUCGCGCCCGUCAGGACUUCUACGAUGAGCACAACAUCGGAUGGGUCGCUCGUCCCCGCCACGACCCCAAGGGUGAGCACGGUGAUCCUUUCACUCGUCGCGGAAAGUUCAAGAAGGCCUCUAACAUGAACUACGCUCUCUGGGUCAGCAACCGUGUUGAGGACAAGAUGAACGAGACUCCCAAGCACGCCAACUGGACCAAUGAAGACGAAGCCGAAUCUUACGUGAAAGCACUCAACGAGGUUGUCGAGGAAGAUGAAGGCCGCACCUGGGCUGAUGGUAACGUCCGUCUUGGUGACUACAUCCUUCUGAUUGAUUCCGACACUCGUGUCCCUACCGACUGCUUGAUCGACGCCGCCAGUGAAAUGCACCAAUCUCCUCAGGUCGCCAUUCUUCAAUACGCUUCUGGUGUCAUGAACGUCACCGACAGCUUCUUCGAAAAGGGUAUCACUUUCUUCACCAACCUCAUUUACACCCAGAUCAAGUACGCCGUUGCCAGUGGUGAUGUCGCUCCUUUCGUCGGUCACAACGCUAUUCUCAGAUGGUCUUCCGUUCAGAACAUUGCCUACGACUGCAAAUACGACAACCGCGAAAAGUACUGGUCCGAGAACACUGUCUCUGAAGAUUUCGACAUGGCUUUGCGUCUGCAAAACGAUGGCUAUGUUGUCCGCAUGGGUGGUUACACGGGCGAUGGUUUCAAGGAGGGUGUCUCCCUUACCGUCUACGAUGAACUUGCUCGUUGGGAGAAAUACGCUUACGGCUGCAACGAGCUUCUCUUCCACCCUGUCCGCUACUGGCCCACUCGUGGUCCUUUCACCAAGCUCUUCCGCAACUUCAUCUGCUCCUCCAUGCCUCUUCCUUCUAAGUUCACCAUUAUGGCCUACAUCGGUACCUACUACGCUAUUGGCAGCGCUUGGAUCUUGACUCUUCUUAACUACUUCCUCAUGGGCUGGUACAACUCUUACCAAGACAAGUACUACCUUGAUUCUUUCCAGAUUUACCUCGCCAUUCUCGUCGUUUUCACCGGUCUCGGUAACUUGUCUCUGGCUAUCCUCCGCUACCGUACCGACGAGCAAGGUCUCUUGGGCGCUCUCAUCACCAACCUGAUGUGGAUCCCCAUGAUGAUGCUUUUCCUCGGUGGUCUCUCCCUCCAUCUGUCUCAAGCCAUUCUGUCGCACAUGUUCGGCAUCGACAUGAACUGGGGUGCGACCAGCAAGGAAGCCGAAAACACCACUUUCUUCAAGGAAGUCGGAAAGGUCAUCAAGAACUUCAAGUUCACCUUCCUCUUCUGCAUCAUCAUGGCCGCCGGUAUGGUCGUCUGCGCCUGGGCUCUUCCCUGGGACUGGCAGAUCAGACAAUUCUUCGCCAUUUGGCCUCUGGCUACUAUUGUGUUCUCGCACUUCUUCUUGCCCAUUGCGCUUAACCCCAACCUCAUGUUGUUCACGUGGUAA